Molecule: messenger RNA, 1811 nt
Organism: Schistocerca serialis cubense
Lineage: Eukaryota; Metazoa; Arthropoda; Insecta; Orthoptera; Acrididae
Product: transmembrane 6 superfamily member 1-like
Exons: 6
Coding region: 345-1616 (423 amino acids)
Source: RefSeq, a predicted model, not a curated record
GAAAUACAAAUUGUAAAUUGACUGGACGUGGUGUUUGCCCUGUCACAUGAAAAUGGUUUCAGAUGUGAUUCAUGAAAUCAUUUAUUGCGUGUCAUUGUGGUAUUGUUUCAGUACCCAAUACUUGGGAUGUGCAUAUUCUGCUCGAAAGAAAUUGUUUGAGAACCAAAUUUGUUGCGAUUGUAUUAUACCAUUUCCACCCUGGAGAUAUUGCAGGUCACAGUGAAUCGUGCUAGGAAUAGUUUAGACCAGUUAUUUAUCACUAAAUACUCACUUAGCCGUGAUAACGUCAGGCAGUGAUUUUAUCUCAGUAGCUCAGAAGUGACUUGUUCCGUUUGAACACAGGAAUGAUGUUACCGGUACAUACAGUAUGGAGUCCCACUGUAACAGUGGCAGGAUUGUGCCUCUUGGCUGGACCAAUAACAUAUGCUUUCAACAAUAUAUUACAGUCAUCUGAGUCUGCAGUAAUGUUGGUUGUAGCAGCUGUCAUAAUGUGUUCCAUUGUGAUUGUAAUGUACCUCAUCACCAGGAGUAAGAUCAAGAAUAAAAUGUACUAUUGGUUUGGAUUGUUUGCAUUUACAAGUGCUGUCGACAUAUUUGCUGCAUUGGAGGCUGAUGGGAUUAUUGCAGGAUUCAUGGCAGUAUAUCUGAAAUAUGGAGAACCAUAUUUAUUUUCUCCUUGGGGUUCCAUAGCAGCGUACUGGGAUGGAACAGUAUUUCUAAUAUCAUAUUUAAUAAUGGCAUAUUGUGCCAGCAAUGGAAUAAGUUACCGCAAUCUGGGCAUCCAUUACUCAGCAGGAAUUAUUAACAGUAUGAUAGUGCUUCUAUUAGGAGGAUGCCUUAGUGAAUCAGGAAUGACUUGGUGCACAAUGCUAAACAUACCAUAUGUUAUUGUACCUGUAGUCAUUGGUGUACAGUGUCUUUUGGAGGAAAGAAACUGGAAAAGUUCAAGGACUUCAACUCUUGUUGAUAAGCUUCUUGCAUUAUUUCUCUUUGGAGCAACUCUUGCAGGUCUUCUUAAAGGGCUGGCAUGUCUUGGAAGUCAGCAACAGUUACCAGUGUGGUAUAAGAGUAAUGUGGAGCCCAUUACCAUGCAGACAACUCCAGCACCAUUUGCUUGGAUUCAGGGCCUCAUCAUGAUAUUUUAUUUUGUACCAAGUUUCAUAAUUCUUGCAUUUGGUUUAGUAUUUUGUCCAAAUGCAGAAUGGAUGAUGGAUUUGUCACUUCUUGUUGCUGGAGCUACAUCACAGGCCGGCGCAGCACAAAUUGGAAUGUCACUUCAUCCGUCAACAUUAACAGAGCAUCAGAUGCCAAGCCUUAAGGAUCUCACAGCAUUUUCUUUAUUUUGGGCAACAAAUAUUCUCACAGCUGUUCUACCACAAAUUAUUGCUGUAUGGUUGUGUUACCUGGAAACUAAAAAACAUGACACAGUGAAGAGCAAUAGUCAGCUUAGUAGUUCAAAUGUUACAAACAGAAAAUCAGGUCAAAAGGGCAGAAAGCAUGACAUUCAUAGUACAGAGCCUGAAAGAAGGAAGCAUGACAAAGGAAUUAAGGAAAAGAAAAAUGCCAAUAUGAAAAAGAUCACUAAUACGGAAACUGAAAACAAGAAGAAAGCUUAAUGAAUCCUGUCCAAUGAAAUAUGAUAAAAUGUAUUGUUUCACUUUGCAGUAUAAAUAGUAUUUGAAUUAUGCCUAAAGAGCUAAAAACAAUAAUAAAAAUUUAUACUGAGAUUGCCAAUGAAUUUAUGUCAUCAGAAAACAUUUAUGUACGCAACAGACACUAUGAUUGCAAGAAUAUACGAUAAAACAACGAAA